GAGUUGGCAGCGAGUCUGGGGGAGUGUGCUCUGCGGCGUUUUGGAGGGCGAAGUGCUGGAGAAGUACAGUCAUCGCGAGGGUGCGAUGGUCAUCACGGAGGUGGGAAUGCGCGAGUCACUCAGCGAUGGGGACGCCUAUGAUGAGGAGGAAUGGAGCGGGGAAACCGAGAGCGACAGUGGGGAUGACGACGAAAUGGAAGAUGAGGAGGAUGAAGAGGAGGAGGCGUUGGGAAUGGAGAAUGAUAAAUGUCUGCAAUCACUCCUCCAUUCGGCGGCGGAUGUGCUGAAAAGGGACGCAGCUGCCGCUGAUGACGGGGAUGACGAUGAGGGGGAGGAAGACAAUCUUCUCGACGAGACUGACUUUGUGGCUCCUAUCGAUGCGCGCAACGCGUGGGCCUUUUUGCUGGAGUCGUUCCGUCACGCAUCGGCAGCCGCGUCUACACGUUUCUGCCAGCUUGUGGGUGAUGCCAACUCGCAGCGGCAGUUGCAGUCCAUCAUGCAGCUGAGCGAUGCGGUGGAGCAGCUGCUGGCGGCCCGCGGGAGGCCAAAUGCCGCGGACCCCCAUUCCCCUCUUCCCCACCCUCCGGUGCGUGAAAAGUUAAAGCCGCACUUUUUAUAA
This is a messenger RNA of Trypanosoma cruzi, 619 nucleotides long. RefSeq lists its product as uncharacterized. The record is from RefSeq and is a predicted model, not a curated record. Lineage: Eukaryota; Euglenozoa; Kinetoplastea; Trypanosomatida; Trypanosomatidae. The annotation marks the transcript as partial. The transcript has a single exon.